Anastrepha obliqua is the source of this 429-nucleotide messenger RNA. RefSeq lists its product as uncharacterized. Lineage: Eukaryota; Metazoa; Arthropoda; Insecta; Diptera; Tephritidae. The transcript is spliced from 3 exons. Bases 1 to 429 code for a protein of 142 amino acids. The record is from RefSeq and is a predicted model, not a curated record.
AUGCGCGAAGGUUCUAGAGGCGACUACCAAAAACCAACACCGCUGUCGGUAAGCAUAGACGGCUGCAGCAGUUUGCCCUGUGAGGCUGUGGCGGGUGAACGUUUCCUCAUGGCUGUGCAAUUUUUGGCAACUAAGGACACCACAUCAGAAUUGAGCGCCGAAGUUAUAAUAAAAACAAGUUCGGGCAUUAAAGUUCCAUUCGCUUUGGAUGAGGAGGAACGUAAUGUGUGCGGGAAUUUGUUGCACGGUGCCUAUUGCCCUUUGUAUGCCACUGAGGAUGCAACAUAUAAUUUGACAAUGCAGCUGCCGAAUUUUUCAGGUCGAAAUAUUGUUGAAGUGAAUUUGGUAGAUGAGUCGGAGAAUGAAGUGAUUGCUUGUUUUACGACAGAAAUUCUGAUCAAACGGAUAUCAAAGAAAUUUCGCAUUUAA